UGUGCCAAAAUCUCAAUCAAAAUCAAGCUUCGAAUGUAACAUUUGGCGAGUAUAUAAAGUUGGCUCGAAGGCUAAAUGGCAACAAACAGAAAUUGACUUACCUUGAAAGUAGAACUCUUACGGUGUAUACAAAUUACAAAAAUACUGUUUUCAGAAGUUUCGGGAGUUGAAUUUAUUUAAGUGAAAAAUGAAUUAUUCGCGCCACACUACAGCCAUCUGGUUUACACUCAUCUUAAUAUUGUGGAGAAUCCUUAACGGCUCAGCACAAUCGUUUUAUGAUCUAGACAGUCUCGAUAAUUAUAAUAACAUUUUGGACAGACAAUUACCAUCUGGCUAUUAUUACAUAAGUGAUGGCCGAAUUACACCCGUUAGCAAUGGCAAUCGGCGCAAAGAUUAUGCUGCCGAUGCGGAAAGUUACGUGUAUUUCACACCCAUUGUGCGCGUCAAGCAUCAUCAUGCGCAAAAGAAGAAAUUAUUUGUACCAAACUUAUUCGGUUAGGUGAGCGAGGUAAAAGCGCGAUCAGCCUGGGUAACGUUGAGAAGAGAGACUGAUUUCCAAUUACUGACUGGAUGUGUGUCUGCCAUUUAAGCUGUAAAUUAUAUAUUUUUUAGU
Ceratitis capitata (Mediterranean fruit fly) is the source of this 613-nucleotide messenger RNA. RefSeq lists its product as uncharacterized. The record is from RefSeq and is a predicted model, not a curated record. The transcript has 2 exons. Bases 188 to 499 code for a protein of 103 amino acids. Lineage: Eukaryota; Metazoa; Arthropoda; Insecta; Diptera; Tephritidae.